Molecule: messenger RNA, 2178 nt
Organism: Nerophis lumbriciformis (worm pipefish)
Lineage: Eukaryota; Metazoa; Chordata; Actinopteri; Syngnathiformes; Syngnathidae
Source: RefSeq, a predicted model, not a curated record
AUGGCAGGUAAAGGUGAAAUGGGGAAGUCAAAGAGCGCUUUGGUGUGUGGCUUUCCGAUUAGCAUCUUUUUUAUUGUGGUCAACGAGUUCUGUGAGCGGUUCUCGUAUUAUGGCAUGCGAGCCGUGCUCGUACUUUACUUUAAGUACUUUCUGAGGUGGGAUGAUGACUUUGCCACCACAAUCUACCAUACUUUUGUUGCACUCUGCUACCUGACCCCAAUUCUGGGUGCCAUUGUGGCCGAUUCAUGGCUUGGAAAAUUCAAAACUAUCGUGUACCUGUCCAUUGUGUAUGCAUUAGGGCAGGUGGUCCUGGCGGUCAGUGCCAUCCAUGACAUCACAGACACUAAUAAAGAUGGCACCCCAGACAGCAUGGCUGUACACGUAGCUCUGUCCAUGGUGGGUUUGAUUCUCAUAGCUGUAGGAACAGGAGGCAUCAAGCCUUGUGUUGCAGCCUUUGGUGGGGACCAGUUUGAAGACCAUCAGGAGAAGCAGAGGAGCACCUUUUUCUCCAUUUUCUAUCUGUCCAUCAAUGCAGGCAGUCUGCUGUCCACUGUCAUUACCCCAAUCCUCAGAGCUCAGGAGUGUGGGAUUUACAGCCAGCAGAAAUGUUACUCACUGGCUUUUGGUGUCCCCGCAGCCCUGAUGGUAGUCGCUCUAAUUGUGUUCAUUGUGGGAAGUGGAAUGUACAACAAGACUGCUCCUCAGGGAAACAUCUUGGUGAAAGUCUGCAAAUGCAUCGGAUUUGCUAUCAGUAACCGCUUCAAUCAUCGUCAUCCACAAUACCCGAAAAGAAAUCACUGGCUGGACUGGGCUGAAGAAAAAUAUGAUAAACUUCUGAUUGCCCAAGUGAAGAUGGUGGUUAAGGUGCUGUUCCUCUACAUCCCCCUUCCAAUGUUCUGGGCUCUCUUUGACCAGCAGGGAUCAAGAUGGACGCUCCAGGCAACUACCAUGGAUGGUGAUUUUGGAAUCCUUGUUAUCCAGCCUGACCAGAUGCAGACGGUCAACCCCAUCUUGAUUCUGGUUUUGGUGCCCAUCGUGGACAGUGUGCUCUACCCACUCAUCUCCAAAUGCAAGCUAAACUUCACUCCGUUAAAAAGGAUGACAGUGGGGAUGUUCCUCGCCGCUCUGGCAUUUGUUUCUGCAGGCCUGGUCCAAAUCCAGAUUGAUCAAACGCUGCCCACAUUUCCAGCAAGUACUGAGAGCCAAGUGAAGUUCCUCAACAUGCUGAAUAAGCCAUUGGACAUCAAGGCUGGGUCACAAUCACUUAAAUUGGAUGCUUUUACGGCCAACAUUGAUUACUUGACCUUUGAUGAGCCCUUUUCUCUUGAACUGGCCCCAGAUGCUAUUUAUCCUAUCAGUUUGAGUGAUGGAUCUCGGAAUACUCUGGCAAUUCUCCAGGAUGGGCCCUUGCCCAGGCCAGUAAUGUUUGAAGACAUCACGGCCAAACCAGAGCAAGGAGCUAAUGGGAUAAGAUUUUUCAAUGGCCUUGACUCUCCUUUAAAUAUAACCGUUGGUAAUUUGGGCGUCAAGGAUGUUACUGCUUCAAACAUGUCAGAAUAUUUUGCUGUACCACAGGGAAAUGCACAGUUCUUGAUCAAGAACACCACAGGAGGUCAUUGUAUCUACAACAAGCAUCUUGGCUUUGGCAGCUCUUACACCUUGAUCAUCCCACCCAAUUUUCAUUUUGGACCAAAUUGUGAACAGGAUAUCCGUCAAGUGAAUGACAUCAGAGAAAACUCGGUCCACAUGGCCUGGCAGAUUCCUCAGUACUUCCUCAUCACUGCAGGAGAAGUUGUCUUUUCAGUUACAGGCCUGGAAUUCUCCUACUCACAGGCACCCAGCAACAUGAAAUCGGUGCUUCAGGCUGGUUGGCUGUUAACGGUUGCUGUUGGUAAUAUCAUUGUGCUCAUUGUUGCUGAGGCAGCAACACUUGAAGAUCAGUGGGCUGAGUACAUUCUCUUUGCAUCCCUGCUGGUGGGGGUGUGCAUCAUCUUUGCCGUUAUGGCUUACUUCUACACAUACACUGACCCAACCAAGAUUGAAGCUCAGUUCAGAGAGAUGGAGCCCAAUGAUAAGCAGAAGACGGAUAGAAAGGACUCCUUAGAACGUAGCAAUGAAAAGAAGAGUUAUGAUUCCAGUUCAGAUGAGGAGGGAGCUUUUGCACAGACCAAGAUGUAA